Odocoileus virginianus texanus is the source of this 1697-nucleotide messenger RNA. The record is from RefSeq and is a predicted model, not a curated record. NCBI's taxonomy places the organism in Eukaryota, Metazoa, Chordata, Mammalia, Artiodactyla, Cervidae.
UGGGCCGUGGGCCGUCAGGGCAGCCCUGAAGGGGCCCCCUCCCCACUCCGCUCGAGUAGAAGUGUGAGAGAGCCCAGCAGGACUCAGAGGGGAGAGUUGGAGGAAAAAAAAAAAAGGCAGAAAAGGGAAAGAAAGAGCAAGAGAGAGAGAGAGAGAGAGUGAGAGGCGCCGCUGAGCCCACCCCGAUGGCCGCGGACGAAGUUGCCGGAGGGGCGCGCAAAGCCACGAAAAGCAAACUUUUUGAGUUUCUGGUCCAUGGGGUGCGCCCCGGGAUGCCGUCUGGAGCCCGGAUGCCCCACCAGGGGGCGCCCAUGGGCCCCCCGGGCUCCCCGUACAUGGGCAGCCCCGCCGUGCGACCCGGCCUGGCCCCCGCGGGCAUGGAGCCCGCCCGCAAGCGAGCAGCGCCCCCGCCCGGCCAGAGCCAGGCCCAGAGCCAGGGCCAGCCGGUGCCCACCGCCCCCGCGCGGAGCCGCAGUGCCAAGAGGAGGAAGAUGGCUGACAAAAUCCUCCCUCAAAGGAUCCGGGAGCUGGUCCCGGAGUCCCAGGCUUACAUGGACCUCCUGGCAUUUGAGAGGAAACUGGAUCAGACCAUCAUGAGGAAGCGGGUGGACAUCCAGGAGGCUCUGAAGCGGCCCAUGAAGCAAAAGCGCAAGCUGCGUCUUUAUAUCUCCAAUACUUUUAACCCUGCGAAGCCCGAUGCCGAGGAUUCUGAUGGCAGCAUUGCCUCCUGGGAGCUGCGGGUGGAGGGGAAGCUCCUGGAUGACCCCAGCAAGCAGAAGCGGAAGUUCUCUUCCUUCUUCAAGAGCUUGGUCAUUGAGCUGGACAAAGACCUUUAUGGCCCUGACAACCACCUCGUGGAGUGGCACCGGACACCCACCACUCAGGAGACGGACGGGUUCCAGGUGAAGAGGCCGGGGGACCUGAGUGUACGCUGCACGCUGCUUCUCAUGCUGGACUACCAGCCUCCCCAGUUCAAACUGGACCCCCGCCUGGCCCGGCUGCUGGGCUUGCACACGCAGAGCCGCUCGGCCAUCGUCCAGGCCCUGUGGCAGUACGUGAAGACCAACCGGCUGCAGGACUCCCACGACAAGGAGUACAUCAACGGCGACAAGUAUUUCCAGCAGGUACCCUCUCCCCCAAGCCUGGGGCCAUGGGGAAGGGAAGGGCCUCUGCUCAGGAACACCACCCUCAGACGGAGAGACCGAGGCCAAGGUGUGAAGUUGAGCGGCCCGAGGCCUGCUUCCANCGCGGUGCUGCAACGGGACGAGCACGUGUCUUUCUACCUGCAGAUCCACGAGACGAUUGAGUCCAUCAACCAGCUCAAGAUCCAGAGGGACUUCAUGCUGAGCUUCUCCAGAGACCCCAAGGGCUACAUCCAGGACCUCCUCCGCUCCCAGAGCCGGGACCUCAAGGUGAUGACAGACGUGGCAGGCAACCCCGAGGAGGAGCGCCGGGCUGAAUUCUACCACCAGCCUUGGUCCCAGGAGGCCGUCAGCCGCUACUUCUAUUGCAAGAUCCAGCAGCGCAGGCAGGAGCUGGAGCAGUCGCUGGUCGUACGCAACACCUAGGCAUGCUGGGGACGCGAGCUGCAGGGGGCCACCUGGCCCUGCCCCGGCCCAUCCCCUCGGGCCUGGCCAUCACCCCCCAACGCCUUGUGGGCGAGGCAGGGGCUGGAUUAAAGGUUAUUUACCUGAUAA